AUGGACGCAGCUUACGCACUGGGCGCAACUCCUAGUGCUGGCCAGUGCAUUGUUGCACAGAGCUCUCCCAUUUCACUGCUCCAACCAAUUUGCUCAACGCAUAGACCUGUCAACAGAGCUGUGCACACUCGGGGCGUUGGCCCAUCUUGUCUCAUGGUGGAUGCUGAAGCAAUGACGUCAGGUAUCCUUGCCCCACUUGCUUCGAUUUGCUCGCUUCUCAGUGGAGCCGGUCAAAGCGCUUGGCCAUGCUGUGGCCGCGUGGGAGCAAGCGCUGAGGCCAGCGCUGCGCAGAUAUUGGAGCAAUUGCUGCAGGCCUCCGGUUGGCUGUAG
Symbiodinium natans is the source of this 330-nucleotide messenger RNA. The record is from the annotation of a GenBank genome assembly. Lineage: Eukaryota; Dinophyceae; Suessiales; Symbiodiniaceae.